UGAAUACCUGGUCAGCAAGAAACCACUAUAAAAGUUUGAUUUCUCUGAGUUGUUCUUCACAAACCACCAGCCAUGAGAGCUGUUGUGCUUGCCCUGACUGUAGCUCUUGUGGCAAGUCAACAGAUCAACCUUGUCCCUGUGUUUGCCCCUGCUAAGACCUAUGUGUACAAGUAUGAGGCUCUACUCUUGGGCGGUCUUCCUCAAGAAGGUCUGGCCAGAGCAGGUAUAAAAGUCAACAGCAAGGUUCACCUCACUGCUAUGACAGAGAACACCUUUCUGAUGAAGCUCAAGGACCCUCUAAUCCACGAGUAUGCUGGUAUUUGGCCCAAUGAUCCAUUUGUUCCUGCCGCUAAGCUCACCUCAGCACUGGCUGCUCAGCUUCAGAUUCCCAUCAAGUUUGAGUAUACUAAUGGUGUGGUUGGAAAGGUAUUUGCCCCUGCAGGAGUCUCCCCUACAGUCAUGAACUUCCACAGAGGCAUCCUCAACAUCCUUCAGCUCAACCUCAAGAAGACCCAGAACAUCUAUGAACUGCAAGAGGCUGGAGUUCAGGGAGUGUGCAGGACCCACUAUGUCAUCAGUGAGUCUCCAAAGCCCAACUCUCCAAUUACUGUCACCAAGUCUAAGGAUCUGAGCCUCUGCCAGAACAGAAUCAUGAAGGACAUUGGCUUAGCAUACACUGAGAAGUCUGCUGAAUGCACAGAGAGGGUCAAGAGUCUGAUUGAAACUGCAACUUACAAUUACAUUGUGAAACCAUCUUCCACUGGUGUACUGAUCACUGAGGCAAAAGUUCAGGAAGUUCAUCAGUUUUCACCCUUCAAUGAGAUCCAUGGUGCAGCAAUGAUGGAAGCAAAACAAACCUUGACUUUUGUUGAGAUUGGGAAGAGCCCAGUUGAUCCAAUCAAAGCUGAUUACAUGGCUCGUGGAUCCCUGCAAUAUGAGUUUGCAACUGAGAUUCUUCAGACCCCCAUUCAACUUCUGAAGAUCAGUGAUGCACCAGCCCAGAUUAUCGCGAUCCUUAAGCACCUUGUUGCAAAUAAUGUAGACAUGGUCCAUGAUGAUGCUCCACUUAAGUUUCUUCAGCUCAGCCAGCUCCUGCGUCGUGCCACCCUGGAGAACAUUAAGACUAUCUGGGCUCAGUUCAAGGACAAACCAGUUUACAGGCGCUGGCUCCUGGAUGCUCUUCCUUCUGCUGGCACACCAGUCAUUGUAAGAUUCAUCAGGGAGAAGUUCCUAGCUGAUGAACUUACGGUUCCAGAGUUCAUUCAGGCUUUUGUGGUUGCUCUGCAAAUGGUCACUGCUGAUCUGGAAACAAUGCAGUUGGCAGCUAGUUUGGCUAUGCAUAAGAAGAUAUCCACAAUCCCAGCUCUGCGUGAAGUUGUAAUGCUUGGAUAUGGUUCCAUGAUUGCCAAGUACUGUGUUGCAGUUCCCACUUGCUCUGCCGAUCUCCUCAGGCCCAUCCAUGAGAUUGCUGCAGAGGCAACUUCUAAGAAUAACAUUCCUGAAAUCACUUUGGUUCUUAAAGUUCUGGGCAAUGCUGGUCACCCUGCUAGUCUUAAACCCAUCAUGAAGUUCAUACCCGGACUGAGAAGUGCAGCUACAUCUCUGCCCCUUAGAGUUCAGGUUGAUGCCAUCUUGGCCCUGAGGAACAUUGCCAAGAAAGAGCCCAAACUGGUUCAGCCAGUGGUCCUGCAGCUUGUAUUGGAUAGAUCUCUCCACCCAGAAGUACGCAUGGUUGCUUGUAUUGUGUUGUUUGAGGCCAAGCCAUCAGUGGCUCUUGUCUCCAGUCUUGCUGGUGCUUUGAAGACUGAAACUGACAUGCAUGUUGUGAGCUUUGCUUAUUCCCACAUCAAGUCCUUGACCAGAAUGACUGCUCCUGAUAUGGCAGCUGUUGCUGGUGCAGCUAAUGUUGCCAUCAAGCUCAUGAGCUGCAAGCUAGACAGACUUAGCUUCCGUUUCAGCAGAGCCCUUCAGCUGGACUUCUAUCAUACUCCUCUUAUGGUUGGAGCUGCUGGCAGUGCCUACAUGAUCAAUGAUGCUGCCACCAUCCUGCCCAGAGCUGUUGUGGCUAAAACACGUGCUUAUCUGGCUGGAGCUGCUGCUGAUGUUCUUGAGAUUGGUGUGAGAACUGAAGGAAUCCAGGAGGUUCUUCUGAAAUCUCCUGCUGCAGAUGAAAGUGUUAACCGUAUCACAAAGAUUAAGCGCACCCUGAGAGCACUCACAAACUGGAAGGACUUACCACAAAAUCAGCCAUUGGCUUCAGCCUACAUCAAAUUAUUUGGACAAGAAGUGGCUUUUUUCAAGAUUGACAAGACCAUCAUUGAAGAAGCUAUACGGAUUGUGACUGGACCCAAAGCACGUCAACUGUUGAAGGAGGCACUUGAAGCUUUGCAGAAAGGAAUUGCCUUGCAGUAUGCCAAACCCCUGCUUGUAGCCGAAGUGCGUCGUAUCUUGCCAACCUCAGUUGGUCUGCCCAUGGAGUUCAGUUUCUACACUACUGCUGUUGCUGUUGCGAGUGUCAAUGUUCAGGCCACCAUUACACCUCCUCUCCCUGAGGAGAUUGAGACUAUGACUCUUGAGCAGCUGAAACAGACUGAUGUUCAACUCCAAGCUGAAGCUAGACCAAGUAUUGCUCUCCAGACCUUUGCUGUGAUGGGAGUGAACACUGCCUUGAUCCAAGCUGCUGUUAUGAUGAGAGGAAAGAUGCGUACAAUUGCUCCUGGAAAAGUGGCUGUAAGAGUAGACAUUCUCAAGGGCAUCUACAAGGUGGAGGCUCUGCCUGUUGAGGUUCCUGAACAUAUUGCUACUUUUAGCUUUGAGACACUUGCUGUGGUCAGAAACAUUGAAGAUCCUAGUGCUGAAAGGAUUGCGCCCUUUGUACCUGAGUUGUCCCAGCAAAACCCCCAAAAUUCUUAUGCUGACGAUUCGUCAUCUGAGAAUCAAGAUAGAGUUCCUUUGAAAGCUCCUGCUCCAUUUGACAAGACUCUCUGUCUUGCUGUCCCAUACAUUGAAAUCAAGGGCUGCAUUGAGGUGCACUCUCACAAUGCUGCUUUUAUAAAAAAUGCUCCUCUGUUCUACAUAAUUGGACACCACUCAGCCCGUGCUACAGUCGCAAGAGCUGAAGGUCCUACAGUUGAAAGACUGGAGCUUGAAGUCCGAUGUGGUCCUGAUGAUGGCGGGAGUCAAAUCAGUAUCAUUGAUGAGCAGACUCAAGAAGGAAAGGAUUUCCUGUUGAAACUGAAGAAAAUCCUGGAAGCUGAAGAUAGAAACCAGACCAACUCUUCUGAAAGCAAAAGCAGCAGCAGCAGCAGCAGCAGCAGCAUCAGCAGUCAAUCCCUCAGCGACAGCAGUUCAAGCUCCGCCAGGUACAGGUCUCCCACGACUGAGACUGCCACCAUCAUGGAACAUUUCAGGAAAUUCCGCAGGAACAGGCAUUUGCCACCCCAUAGUGCCUCAAAGAAAGAUAGCAGUGGAAGUACUGAGCGUAUCCAGAGACAGGUUAAUUUCCUCGGAAAAGAAGCUCCACCUCUUUGUACUGUCUUUGCACGUGCUGUGCCAGCUGGCCAAAAGCCGCUGGGCUACCAACUUGGUGCUUACUUUGACAAAUCAACCGCAAGAGUGCAGCUUGUUGCUACUUCCAUUGAUGAAAAUGACAACCAGAAGAUCUGUAUUGAUAGUGUUCUGCGGAGCAAGCACAAAGUCACUACCAAGGUUGCUUGGGGUCCAGAGUGCCAGCAGUAUGCAGUCACUGCUAAAGCUGAGGCUGGUGUACUGGGUGAAUUCCCUGCUGUGCGUUUAGAGCUGGAAUGGGACAGGCUGCCGGUUAUUGUCAUCACCUAUGCUAAAAAGCUGUCCAAACACAUCCCUGUGGCAGCUUUCCAGGCAGGAUUCAGACUUGAAAGAGCCAAGAACAGUGAGAAAGAGAUUGAUCUUACUGCAGCCUUGCCAAGUCAGAGGUCCUUGAAUGUCAUUAUCAGGACUCCAGAGAUGACACUGUCAAGAAUGGCGAUUCCUCUCUCCUUCAAUGUUCCCAUCAAUCCAGAUGGAUCUCCUUCCAUUAAUUUUGAUGAGGACAUUCUCUCAUGGAUCCAGAAAAAAAUCAAGGAAGAAUAAGAUAUAAAAAUAACAUUUUAGAUUUUUCAGAAGAAAAUGUUGAGCUUUGUUAAUGUAUAUAUGAUUGUUCCUUGACAGUUUAAUUGAAAGCAUUACAGUUGUUAUCAUGUACAGUAUAUAAUGCAAUGCAGUCUAAUGCUAAUAAAUACCUUGC
This is a messenger RNA of Onychostoma macrolepis, 4264 nucleotides long. Its product is annotated as vitellogenin-like. The coding region runs from base 73 to 4110 and encodes 1345 amino acids. The transcript is spliced from 28 exons. Gene Ontology annotation, molecular function: lipid carrier activity. Gene Ontology annotation, biological process: lipid transport. The record is from RefSeq and is a predicted model, not a curated record. Lineage: Eukaryota; Metazoa; Chordata; Actinopteri; Cypriniformes; Cyprinidae.